Branchiostoma floridae (Florida lancelet) is the source of this 2510-nucleotide messenger RNA. RefSeq names its product zinc finger protein OZF-like. NCBI's taxonomy places the organism in Eukaryota, Metazoa, Chordata, Leptocardii, Amphioxiformes, Branchiostomatidae. The record is from RefSeq and is a predicted model, not a curated record. Gene Ontology annotation, biological process: regulation of transcription by RNA polymerase II. Bases 126 to 1508 code for a protein of 460 amino acids. Gene Ontology annotation, cellular component: nucleus. The transcript is spliced from 2 exons. Gene Ontology annotation, molecular function: RNA polymerase II transcription regulatory region sequence-specific DNA binding; DNA-binding transcription factor activity, RNA polymerase II-specific.
UUUACCCCCUGCGAGCUGACGUCCGCCAUUUUGUUUGUUGUCGUCUUCUCAUUUCCUCCAAACUUACGCGAUUUUUACGUGAUUCCAGAAGUCGUGAGACUGCUAACCACCAUAGACGUACAGAAAUGGAAGAUUCCAGUCUUGAACGUUUCUGCGGAGACCAGUGUGCUGGAGACCCUGGGAAGGAGAGUAAGCCCACAGAACACCCUGGGAAGGAGAGUAAGUCCACAGAACACCCUGGGAAGGAGAGUGACAGCAGGGAGACCCAGACAACAGACAUGGGCCUGCAGCAGGAAACGUGUGAUGUGAACUUUCCCCAACCUGACAACACAUCAACCUCACAGGUACAGGAGAGCAAAGGUGAUAUGGGAAGUCGUGUGGUUAAACACACUGCUGAAAAACCCUUCAUGUGUGGGGAGUGUGGGUACAGGACAGUUCAAAUGUCGGACUUAACCAAACACAUGAUAAUCCACACAGGAGAAAGGCCAUACAAGUGUGAUCAGUGUGACUUUUCUGCUGCACAGAAAGUCCAUAUAGACAGACAUACAGCAAUGCACACUGGUGAUAAUGAUAAACCCUACAUAUGUGCGGAGUGUGGGUACAGGGCAACUCAUAAGUGUACCUUAGCCUAUCACAUGAGAACCCACACAGGAGAAAAACCCUACAAGUGUGACCAAUGUGACUUUUCUACAUCACAUAAAAGCAAUUUAGACCGGCAUAUAGCAGCAAAGCACACUGGUGAGAAACCCUACAUGUGUGGGGAGUGUGGGUACAGGACUGCUUACAGGUCUGACUUAUCCCGACAUAUGAGAACCCAUUCAGGGGAAAAGCCCUACAAGUGUGACCAGUGUGACUAUUCUGCUGCACGGAGAUCCGCUUUGGAAGAACAUAAAGCAAAACACACCGGUGAGAAACCCUUCAUGUGUGGGGAAUGUGGGUACAGGGCGGCUCGAAAGUCUCACUUAUCCCAACACAUGAGAAGUCACACAGGAGAAAAACCCUACAGGUGUGACCACUGCGACUAUUCAGCUGCAGAUAAAUCUGCUUUAGACAAACAUCUAGUAAAACACACCGGUGAGAAACCCUUCAUGUGUGGGGAGUGUGGGUUCAGGACGACUCAGAAAUCUCACUUAUCCCGACACAUGAGAACCCACACAGGAGAGAAACCCUACAGGUGUGACCAGUGUGACUAUUCUGCAGCAGAAAAAUACACUUUAGACCAGCACCAAAGAAAACACACCGGUGAGAAACCCUACAUUUGUGACGAGUGUGGGUACAGGGCAGCUGACAGGUCUACCUUAUCCCGACACAUGAAAACCCACACAGGGGAAAGACCUUACCUCUGCGAUCAGUGUGACUAUUCCACAGCACAUAAACAAUAUUUGAUCGACCAUCAAUCAAGACAUACCGGUGAGAAGCCCUACAUGUGUGGGGAGUGUGGGUUCAGGGCGGCUCAAAGAUCUACCUUAUACCGACACAUGAAAACACAUACAGGAGAAAAAUACUGAAAAUUUGACCAGUGUGACUAUUUUGAUGCAAAGGAAUUCUCCUUAGACCUUACACCGACAUGUAAGAAACCACACCAGUAAGGAGACCUAGGUGUGUGGAGUGUGUUGGAACAGUACAACUGAAAAAUGUCUUUAAAAAAAAAACAAGCAUAUAUGAACCCACAGAAGUCAUUCAACUGUUAUCAGUGUUACUACCUAGUAAACAGGAAGACUGGUAUGCGACGAGGAUGAGUGAGUUAUUUGACUACUUUUCAUAGUGAGUGUGUGAGUAGAGUACUUUUCAUAUGUUUACUAAAGAAAUAAGAAACAAACUGAAUCCACAAAUGUGACAAAUGUACAGCCUACAGCUUUACCUACCUACAUAGUCCCUUGACCUCCAGGCCAUGGAGAGAUUUGAGAGGGUGGUGAGGGGGUAACCAGCUUGCUUUUUUUUUCAUUUUGAAGCUUAUAUAGGCAACAGAUGUAGAGCAUGCAACUUUGUCCUCUUGAAACGUGAAAAGCUGUAGGGUGGAAGACCCCUUCUUUGGUGUUAAUUGUUGUCUUAAUCAGUAUCUGGGCCCGAGAACUACUCCGUGUUAAGGAAUUAUACAUGAGAGGCAGACAUGUCCCAGUGAGCUUGCGAAGAUUAUAGCAUAUGUGCCGGACCGGACCGAUGUAGGUUUCGUAUGUACAGUAUAGUUCAGUACUUUGGCAUUUAUUACUCUUUUUAAUUUUACAUGUUCUUUAUAAAUGUUGGUAAUCAUAGGAGUAUAGAAUCUUAACAUGUUUUAAAAUCAUUAUAUUUACCUGCUUUAGAUAAGUCUUUUCGAUUUGAUAACCUCUCGCUUGUAAUAAUCAGCAGAUUGUGUGUAGUGUACAUAUGGGAGUAUUGACUUAAACAGUAGCAGUCUGUUCACAAGUAUUCUAAAUUUUGCUUAUAGCCAUAUAUAUCCUAUCAAAAUAUUUGAAAACGUAGCGUAACGUUUUAGAGACCUUUUACAAUAAAAUGAUUGAAGGUAAAAC